GACAAGACGGGGCAGGCAAAGGGGGAGGACAAGAGCGGGGAACAACACAAGAUCCCGGGGAGUCUGGAAGUGCACGCCGUGAUGGCGGCCGGGCUAACGGGCUUUUCGGCCUUUGUGCUGCGUCCCGGCGAAGAGGGAGCCGAGGGAGAUGACGAGGAGGUCAAAGACACUGUGCAGCCGUUUCCGGCCUGGUUCAUAUAUGUCAAGGAGUGGGAAGGCGGAAGCCAGGUAAUGAACCGUUUCUGCUAGUUGCUUUUAGAACCCCCGCUGACCAGGCCCAGAGAAGCCACGAUGUUAUUAGUGACGGCCACGCCAGUGAUGACCGUCUGGACGACAUGUAUGGGGGCUAUAGUGGGACGGUGGAAGGCGCCGGUGGCGAUGGUGCUGUCAAGCUCGACAGCGAGGGAGCUGUUGGGGAGGACGGCGCCAGUAAUGGUGCUCCUACAGGGCGAAUGAGGAGAUGGGGUUUCGGUUCGGCUCUCCAGCGUCUAAGCCAAGCACGCAGGCGCGUCUGGCUCUGGCUGUGCGGGAAGGAGUGACAAGCUGUCGAGACUCGUCUCUAAAGACUUGAAAUUCAACUCGGGCUGUUAGAGUUACAUUCCGAGAACGAACGGUAGUUUCAGCAGUCCUUUUCACGGUAAGUUAGGUGGGGGAGUAAGCGAACGCCACUGAUCCAGAACAUUGUAGAUAAGCGAGGAACACAACCAACCCUCUUAUAUAAAAAGCCCAUAACUCAACCAAUUCUUUUCCAAUUCUCUUCAUCUUCAAUUCGUUUUAUUCUUCUCUUGACAAUGGUUUCAUAUACAGAAGAAGACCUUCGCAAGGCUUGCGAGGAAGCCGUCAGAACACAUC
Messenger RNA from Lasiosphaeria miniovina, 852 nucleotides. RefSeq lists its product as uncharacterized. NCBI's taxonomy places the organism in Eukaryota, Fungi, Ascomycota, Sordariomycetes, Sordariales, Lasiosphaeriaceae. The coding region runs from base 336 to 539 and encodes 67 amino acids. The record is from RefSeq and is a predicted model, not a curated record. The transcript has a single exon.